AUGAACAAGUCCUCUCUCACGUACUUGAUAGGGGCGUCCGUCUUCGCCACAGGUAUCUUGUGCUCAUUCCUGCUGGCCAGGCUCGCGGAGUCCUCUCUCGCCGCGCUCGAGGAGCAGGUCUACAUCGAUGAGUCGGGUUUCUUCGCAGAGAGGUGUCUCUCUCUGUUCGCGACGACCUCGUUGAUGCCCGGGCUCGUCGACGCCCUGAGCCUCAUCAAUGUCACCAACCGCGAAGAAUUUGAAACCCUGUCCAGGGAGCAGGCGAGCACGGAAGGAAUAGCUAUUAACAUAGCCCUGUUGAGAAGGGUAGACCCGUUGCUCGCAGAUUCCGCGACCACCGACAUUGGCGAGCAGUACAACAAAACCGUCGACCUGAUAUACAUCACCGAUCAGGACGUGCAGGGCGACCUCUUCCUCGUGGAGUACGUGCUUCCGACGGCUGUUCAAAGCUCGCUGGGUUUGGUGGUAAACUCCGAGGAGUCCAGGGCGGACGUUAUAGACACCGCGGUGCGGUCGGGGGAACCGACUUUCCUGGACAACAUCGCCCUAGCAGACACGGGAGACCACGGGAGGCUGGCCUACUACCCCAUAGUCUCCAGCUCCUUGUGGAGUUCUGUCGAUAUUAUUCUCAACAUGGUAUUUAGAUACAACGCCUUGUUCGAACCGUUCGUGGUGCAGUUUUUGUCGACGUUCCCCAACAGCGAAGCAGAGAUUUUGGUGGACGGAAACAGGGUCAUCGACACGAAACCACAGAGAGACCUGGACGGAGACAACUCGAUGCUGUUCACCUCGGGCAUAAUGGACGUCCUUGUCUCAGAGUUUGACCGUUCGGAGCACGGCAACGUCUUCGCCUACGUGUUCGUUUCCGGCGCGGCCACCGUUAGCAGCCUGUUGGUUGUUGGUUUACUCUUGAACCGUUCCAGGGUCAAGGCUGAGCGGUACUCGAGCCUGAAGUCGAAGUUUGUCGCCGAUAUUUCUCACGAGAUCCGAACGCCCAUGAACGGAAUUCUGGGAAUGUCGGAGCUCCUGGCGGAUAUGGACCUUGACCCGACGUCCAGGUACUACGUGAAGACCAUAUCAUCGUGUGGAGCUUCUCUCAUGACGCUCGUCAACGAUAUCCUCGACAUGUCCAAGAUAGAGGCCGGGCUCCUGGACAUCAGGGAGGACACCAUCACGGUGCAGCGCACUGUGAAGCACGCCGUGGAGAGUCUUUGGGUAGCGUAUAGGAUGAAGCACCGGUCCAACAUGGACAAUCUGCAGAUGAUCCUGGACUUCGAAGCUGGCGUGCUCAGCAACCUGCUGAGCAACUCCCUGAAAUUCACCGACGCCGGCUUCAUCAAGAUAGUCGUCUUUUGCGUCGGCAAGGGCGACUUUCAAUCCAGAGCCAAGUCCAGACGCAAGUUGAGAGGCAGAGCCGUGUCCCUCGUCGAGGAGGGGUACUCCAGGUCCACGGCCGAGCCCAGAAGAAAGUCUAGAGCCACGAGCUACAUCUCCGUGAGCGUUGAGGACACCGGGUGCGGCAUGACGGAGGACGGCGUGAAGGGGGCCUUCGAGGCCUUCAAGCAGGUCCACUCCAGGACGGACGUAGGGGGGACGGGGCUCGGGCUGAGCAUCUGCAGGCAGCUGUGCGAGCUCAUGGGGGGGGAUAUUGUAUGCUCUAGCAUUCUAGGGGUGGGGACCACCGUCACGUUCACGGUGGAGGCCAAAGUCCCACCCGGACAUGACAGGACCGCUCCACCACUCAGGAACGUGUACAAGAACGAGCCCGCAGAAGUGGAGAAAACGGACGACAAUUCCGCAUCGUCGGUCUCGGACGCCCUGGAACCCAUUCAAUCCAUGAAGCCCCAAGAAAACUCGACGCACCCGAAGAUCCUCGUGGUCGACGAUGUGCUCAUAAACAGGAAGCUGCUGUCGAAGAUCCUCCAGAGCAUUGGCGUAGAGGCCGACACGUGCGACAACGGCCUCCAGGCGGUUCAGAUGUGCGAUGUCUGCAGGUACUCGCUCAUUUUCAUGGACAUGGUCAUGCCCGUAAUGGACGGGGUGGAGGCGUGCAAGGAGAUCAGGUCCACAAGAACCAACAGCGAGACCCCCGUGGUCUUCAUCACGGCAAACGUACAGUCCAACGAAAUAGCGAGGUGUGAGAAGGCGGGGGGGCGCGGUUUCAUCUCGAAACCCUUCAGCAAGGCCAUGAUCGUGGACGCGAUUGCCAGGCACUGUUCCCCCGAGGAGAAGGAACACAUGAGGCGGUACCUCGAAGACGCCGGUGCACAACGGACAACCAAGGACCCUGAAUCAGCGUAAGUGGCGUAUUGUAUCGUAGAUUGCUUCGGGCCACCACGCUGUUCCUCUAGGAUUGUUUUUUUGAGGUGGUAUGAGUAGGUGCCGCAGGUGGUGUGAGAAGGAGUUGGAUAAUAGUCUAAUGUGGUAAAUCCGAAGUGCAUAUGUAUACAUAAUAUACGUGUCGGGUUUGGUCGGCCCAAAUGCACGAGUAACAGCAACAAAUAAUAGUAAAUGUUAAUGUUUCCGUCCAAACACGGCGGAAUACUCUAUCACGCAUCACUUGGCAGAGGUUUACACAUGAUCAUUCCUGUUGUAGAUUGGACGGAGCUUCAAUUUGAUGGCGGGUAGCCAACGUUUACGCGAAAGUGCAUCGAGAUCGGGACGAUUUCGUGUUGUUUCGUGCCGGAAGAACCUGCUGCGUGCCCGUGUUUCGUGCUAUACACCGACACCGCCGCACGUCAACAACGCAGGAGGCGCCAAUCAAGCUGGAACUUGCAGAGGCCGUCUCAAGUAGUGCAGUACGGCCGAUGGUUUAUUCCUCGCGCCUUGGGCGUUCGGGUCAAGAAAGCGCGUGGUUCAGAGCUUCGAAGUGAACGGCGACAUAGAGACAGACAGACAGACCGACAGACACUUUUUUUACCGUUAUGUGAAACCUCUAGAGAUCGUAUCGGUCUCCUAAAGGAAUUUCAGGUCGGCACAACAACAAUUGUGAGGCACAUGCUUGUUGUAUGGGAUUGCUUGCCCCGAGAAUCCAUGAACGGGAAAUUGGUUAAUUCAUCUGUCCUCGCCCGUACGAAAGUGCAAUAUACAGAAGUACUCUAGAAAAUAGGCGAGUAGCCCGGAUAUCUAGGGAAAGAGGCCACCAUUCCCAGUCGUACCCCCGAUGGCUCUUCCAGCUUUGCCCCCAAUUUCGAAGAGCGGCCUUUGCGAUGUCCUCGGAAACCACGUCGCCCACCGCCACACACGCUCAGCGUCUGAAGGCCGAUGCCGCUGUUCCAACGCACCAUGACAUUUAACAUUUGAAUUUCGAUGAAGCUAGCGUUGAGACCCUCCACGACAUUUUCUCCGUUCCCUUGCCUUGCGUUUCUUCAUUAACGCCUGUGUUCCCUUGCCUUGCCUGUUUCACACCACCGUCCGCAGAGGCAUAUGACGAAAGGGGCCUGUGGCAUAUGUCAUGGCGGUGCCUUUCUCCAGCCCAAGCUUGUCUUUCGGUGCGAGCACUGCCGACCUCAUCUGCUGCGGCCCAUGAAGACUCGAGACCAGGAUCUAACGGGAGACGGAGGAUGAAAAAAGGUGUUCUGUGGAGACCACCUUCAUAAAGGUUGAAACUCCCCAACGUCUGUCGAGGACGAAACCCUCCUUUCGACAAUGGCGUCGACGAAGAGAUGUCAGCGUGUCUGCUUUUGGUUGCAAAAGACACGGGUUCAAAACCCGCUGCUCACCUAAUUUUCUUCCGGGGUACGGAAACAAGAAAAACGGUGGGUGGGCCAAGAAACGAUGCACUGUCUAUCGAACUCGAAACUUCUGGCAAUGCGUGGCGGAAGUGGCGCACCCGCACAGACGCACAAAAUAUUGUUGGAAAAAAGGUGGUUCUACUCGCCGCCAGCCGGUCGGGUUCCGGUUACCCCAAGAAGACUUCUCUUGCCUAGCAAACAAGAAGAAGCCUCA
Molecule: messenger RNA, 3948 nt
Organism: Ectocarpus sp. CCAP 1310/34
Lineage: Eukaryota; Phaeophyceae; Ectocarpales; Ectocarpaceae
Source: the annotation of a GenBank genome assembly